Alternaria incomplexa is the source of this 1902-nucleotide messenger RNA. RefSeq lists its product as uncharacterized. Lineage: Eukaryota; Fungi; Ascomycota; Dothideomycetes; Pleosporales; Pleosporaceae. The coding region runs from base 1 to 1902 and encodes 633 amino acids. The record is from RefSeq and is a predicted model, not a curated record. The transcript has 2 exons.
AUGGCAGCUGGAAGGCGAUACUACACUUUGGCGUCACAGACAUUACCCAAGUCCACAAUAGUCACAGACACUACGUCUAUGUUGCUACCUGGACAAGUUCACAUGCCUCGUCCAACACCCCCGCCAUAUGUGGUCGCAAAGACACUGACCCAAUACUUCUUUGGCGAAACCACGCUCCCAUCGUUUCUUCAGCGAUACGGCGAUAUUUUACUGGCAAUCACAGGAGGCGCAGCUGCAGCAACGAGCAUAUUUUGGUAUUUCCAGCGUAACAAAUAUAACCGCAAAAGAAUCCGGCUAGCCGUCUUCCACGUUGUCCGCACACUGCAGAAGAUGCCGAAUCUAGAAGAACUUAUAAAGACGCCAGAGGAGUUUUACGAGGAGAUUGACUAUGAGGUCAGUCGAAUGAUUGGUAUCCAUCUGACGCAAUCGGAGGGCGUGACUAUUGCGAAGAGGGCCCAGCGUCAACUUGAGGCUGAAUACAAUGCGAAUGUGAGAGAUUUAGAGGAUGAGAGGAGAGUAAGAAGGAGAUUGGAUGAUGCUGCGGAUGGAGAGGAUGCGGAUUCCUCACGAGGUCGUGUCGUUGAAGAGGAGCAGAUUUCCGAACCCGACAUUGCGGGCGACGUACCGGAAACCGCCGUACAGUCGCCAUCUUCUGCAGGUCAGCCCGAGGAAAGUCCCGUUAAUCAGGACGAAGUGCAACAAGAUGAUGAGCUGGAUAUGGGUAUGCUCGGUUACAAUCCGACAGCAUCGCAUCUAAGCCCAGGACGGGAGCGACCGCCGCUCACAUCGUCGGAUAUCGAUCUUGAUUUUGGCCUUCCAAGGUUACCGUCAUCGGCACAGAGUAGAAGGAGUCGCGGAAAUCCUUCCAGUCUAGGUUCCGUGGAUGAAUACUCAUCGUCACCGCCAGCACGGCCGUCAAAUCCGACUCCCCGUCGCGGUCGAAACGGUCCUUUCAGUAGCGACGAUACGCCUUCGCCACAACGCCUGGGCCCCGUAGACCUUUUCAGUGAAGAUGUUUUUGCCGGCGGAGACGAACAGCCGAUUCUCCGUCCGUCUAAUCCUACACCUCACCGUGCCCGAGGCUCUACAGAUGUACAAUCCGACACGCCACGACCGAAGACUGCGCGCAGGAAUAGGCGUGAUCUGGAACAAGAGAGUCAUGACCUUUAUACUUCUCCUGCCUCUAGAGACGACACCUCGCCAGUACAUGAAUCACCUCGACCACUCAUCACCAGCAAAGCCAUCCGUGAGCGUCGCGAAAAGGAACGCGUUUCGAAUGCCGUAAAGACGGCCCAGAAGCCCCGUAGUACUAUUCCGCUACGCCAGCCGCCCAGUGCAAUGGAAAUGAGAACUGAGGGUGAAUUUCCCCGUCAUCGGCUUUCUUCCAUACGGGAGGGUCUAUCUCCACACGUGAGCCCUGCGGUAGACGCUAAGCAGUAUCGCGUCGCGGAGACACGCAGGCUGAACAGACAGCUUCAGGACGAGAGGAAUGAGCGUCCGAAUUUUAGGAAGCAUGUACCGCAGAUUGGCGAAGAAACACGUGGAAAUGAAGAAGAGCAACACGCCGAGGGAGCGGACGCGCGAAGACAAGAAGGUACACUUCGAAGACCCAACCAGAUAUUCGACUUCAACAGGAGCUAUCGUGACGGCCUCGCCAGCAGUCCGUCACGACAACCCAUCACCUGCUGCUGCGGCUCAAUCCUCUUCGCCGAGAUCAAGGCCAUCAUCUCAGGCAGCGACCAAAGGACAAUCGCGAAGGUCGGCGGCCCCAAGCCCACCCGAAAGGACUACGAAGAAGGCGGCGGAGGCACCUGCAAAGACGCUUGCAAAGACACCUGUGAAGACACCUGCGAAGCAAGAGGCUCCACCGACAACCGGGACGCGGAAGAGCGGAAGAAUUGA